UAGUUGCAACAAUCUCAUACCAAAAGAAAAACAAUUUCCGAAUUAUUAUCUUCUACCUUAAAAGAAAUCUAUCAGCUAUCAUGGAAGAUGGCUCGUCCUGUAAGAGAAACAAACCACCGUCAUGGGGAACACUCGUAACAAUCCUCAGCCUCGACGGCGGCGGGGUCAGAGGAAUUAUCGCCGGGGUCAUCCUUGCUUAUCUAGAAAAACAACUUCAGGAGAUCGAUGGAGAAGACGUGAGGCUAGCUGAUUAUUUCGACGUGGUAUCAGGGACUAGUACCGGUGGUCUCAUAACUGCCAUGUUAACUGUACCAGGCGAGAAUGGACGGCCUCAAUUAGCAGCGAAAGACAUUGUUCCUUUUUACCUUGAACAUUGUCCCAAAAUAUUUCCACAGCCCGAAGGCUUGUCUGCUCUGUUACCUAAGCUUCCAAAGCUUUUGUCUGGUCCAAAGUACAGCGGAAAGUAUCUGCGUAAGCUACUAACUAAGCUUCUUGGAGAGGCAAAACUUCAUCAGACAGUCACAAACGUUGUCAUACCUACCUUCGACAUGAAGAAACUCCAACCCACCAUCUUCUCCUCUUACCAGGCAUUGGUUGACCCUACCUUGGAUGUCAAGAUAUCAGACAUAUGCAUUGGCACAUCGGCUGCUCCUACUUUCUUUCCUCCUCAUUACUUUUCUAAUGAAUAUAGUCAAGGCAAGACGUCUGAGUUUCACCUCGUUGAUGGGGCGGUCACGGCUAAUAACCCGACUUUGGUGGCCAUGACUGCUGUGACUAAGCAGAUUCUGAAGCAAAAUCCUGAUAUGGGUAAGCUCGAGCCUUUAGGUUACGAUAAGUUCCUAGUUAUAUCGAUAGGGACAGGGACUUCAAAAAAGGAGGAGAAGUAUAGCGCAAAAAAGGCUGCGAAAUGGGGAAUCAUAUCUUGGUUAUAUAACGAUGGAUCUACUCCGAUAUUAGACAUGAUCUCGGAUUCAGGGCGUGACAUGAUCCAUUUCCAUAGCUCGGUUUUGUUCAAAGCCCUACAAUCAGAGGAUAAGUACCUCAGAAUCGACGAUGAUACACUGGAAGGAGAUGUAAGUUCGAUGGAUCUAGCAACAAAAUCUAACUUGGAGAAUCUUGUGAAGAUUGGAGAGAAGGUGCUGAAAAAAAGAGUCAUGCAUAUGAAUAUCGACACUGGUGUCUAUGAACCUAUUACUGAAAAUAUCACCAAUGAGGAAGAACUCAAAAGAUAUGCAAAACUUCUAUCUGAUGAAAGAAGAUUAAGGAGAAUGAGAAGCAACACAAUGGUUCAAGAUCCAUCAAACUGAUCUUAAAGAAAAUAAUAUGGGAAGACAGGGAUAUAUGAAUAUGAUCUUUGUGUGUGUUACUCGGCCAUCUUUGUGUGUGUUUACUCGGCCAUCUUUUGUGUGUGUUUACUUGGCCAUCUUUUUGUGUGUUUUUACUCGGCCAUCUUUGUGUGUUUUUACUUGGCCAUCUUUUUCUGUGUUUUUAUUCGGCCAUCUUUGUAUGUGUUUAUUCGGCCAUCUCUCUUAACAGAAAACUAUGCAUAAUGCGAUUUUUGGGUUGAAAAAAUUUGUUGUAAGAA
Raphanus sativus (radish) is the source of this 1585-nucleotide messenger RNA. Its product is annotated as patatin-like protein 1. The record is from RefSeq and is a predicted model, not a curated record. Gene Ontology annotation, molecular function: monoacylglycerol lipase activity; glycerophospholipase activity. NCBI's taxonomy places the organism in Eukaryota, Viridiplantae, Streptophyta, Magnoliopsida, Brassicales, Brassicaceae. The transcript is spliced from 7 exons. The coding region runs from base 81 to 1307 and encodes 408 amino acids. Gene Ontology annotation, biological process: lipid metabolic process.